Pteronotus mesoamericanus is the source of this 1514-nucleotide messenger RNA. It is a transcript of the gene CUNH9orf78, whose product is annotated as chromosome unknown C9orf78 homolog. Gene Ontology annotation, biological process: mRNA splicing, via spliceosome. NCBI's taxonomy places the organism in Eukaryota, Metazoa, Chordata, Mammalia, Chiroptera, Mormoopidae. Gene Ontology annotation, cellular component: spliceosomal complex. The coding region runs from base 67 to 936 and encodes 289 amino acids. The transcript is spliced from 9 exons. The record is from RefSeq and is a predicted model, not a curated record.
GCGCGCCGGAAGCAGCUGGGCAAGAGCGCUGCGGGGCCGCGGCUGGACCGCGGAGCCGCCGCGACCAUGCCGGUCACCGGGAAGACUUUCCGCCGGCGCCGGGUCGACUCGGAGUCGGAGGAAGAUGAGCAGAACUCAGAAGAGGUUCGAUUAAAACUGGAAGAGACCCGAGAGGUGCAGAACUUGAGGAAGAGGCCCAACGGAGUGAGUGCUGUGGCCUUGCUGGUGGGAGAGAAGGUACAAGAAGAGGCCACUCUAGUGGAUGAUCCCUUUCAGAUGAAGACAGGCGGAAUGGUGGACAUGAAGAAACUGAAGGAAAGGGGCAAAGAUAAGAUCAGUGAAGAGGAAGACCUCCACCUGGGGACAUCGUUUUCAGCAGAAACCAACCGAAGGGAUGAGGACGCCGACAUGAUGAAGUACAUUGAGACAGAGCUGAAGAAGAGGAAAGGGAUUGUGGAACACGAAGAACAGAAAGUGAAGCCCAAGAAUGCAGAGGACUGUCUUUACGAACUUCCAGAAAACAUCCGCGUUUCCUCAGCAAAGAAGACGGAGGAGAUGCUUUCCAACCAGAUGCUGAGCGGCAUCCCCGAGGUGGACCUUGGCAUCGAUGCUAAAAUUAAAAACAUCAUUUCCACGGAGGACGCCAAGGCCCGUCUGCUGGCAGAGCAGCAGAACAAGAAAAAAGACAGUGAGACGUCCUUUGUGCCCACCAACAUGGCGGUGAACUACGUGCAGCACAACCGAUUUUAUCAUGAGGAGCUCAAUGCCCCAAUACGGAGAAACAAAGAAGAGCCCAAAGCCCGUCCGCUGAGAGUGGGCGACACGGAGAAGCCAGAGCCUGAUCGGUCCCCCCCUAACCGCAAGCGCCCCGCUAAUGAGAAGGCCACCGAUGACUAUCAUUAUGAGAAGUUCAAGAAGAUGAACAGACGGUACUGAGGGUGGCGAAAGGGGAGAAGAGCAGAGUGGGGUGUACACAGCACUGUCCCCCAUCCCCCGGGAGGGAAGGCGUCCUGGGCAGAAGCCCGAUCGAUCGCUGGCCAGCGGGCGGUUCCAAGAACAGACUGUAUUGGUCCAGCUGCUAACCUGCUGGAUUUUUCAAGCUCUGAAUUUGUAACCUUUUGAAACAAUAUGUGGUUUUUUUACUGGGGCGGGGGGCAAACUAUUCUUGUGAGUGUUAUUAAAUCUUGUUUGUAAAUAUGUUGCCUUUUUCAAAAUUUGAGCUGCCUCAGGAGGAAACAGCUGUGUGAUCAGGGGGAGAUAAUACCCUUUAAAUUGUGCUUUUAUUAUUAUAUGUGUCAUCAUAUCUUCUACUUCUGAUUAUCUGGAAUGGGGUUUGGAAAUGAAUCCUUCACUGUUUCCAUUGGAUCCAGUGAACAGCAGGAAAAUCUAGAAUGGGAUCAAAAGGACACUGGUAUUUUCUGAUUUUUACAAAGUUACCUGUUUCUUUUCAUUAAGAAGGAAAAAAAAUCAAAUGUCUCUAUCACUUCCGCACUUCAGUAUUAAAUAUGAAAUGA